CACAUAUUUUGUCCCAAAGACCAAUAAGCAUGUGUGAAGUCAAUGUCUUUUUGCUACAAGGAAAACAAAAUACAUAAGCAAUUAACCAUCACUUUCUGAACCUGCUGCUACUUCUUCCUUUACCUUCAUUGCAAACAAUCAUCCACUACUUCCCUUUGUUUUCUUUCUUCUUAUCUUGAGAUCAACAUGGCUGCAAGAUUUGUGGGAGAAGCUUUUCUCAACUCUGCACUUGGCACUAUCUACGACAUGCUGAUUUCACCCUUACUUGUCAACUUCAUCCAGAGAAAGAAGCUUAACCGGAAGCUGGUUGAGAAGCUGGAGACAGUUCUGAAGGCUGCUCAUGCUGUGAUCAAUGACGCCGAGCGGAGGCAGAUCGAAGAGGAAGCUGUGAAGCACUGGCUGGACAGGCUGAAGUAUGCUGUGUACGAUGCUGAAGACAUACUUGAUGAAGUCACCACCAAAGCUGCCAUUCAAAAGGUUCAAGGUAACUCUCUGUCUCGCUAUGUCAAUUUGCAUGGUGAUGGUGAGAUAGUAACCAAGAUAGAAGAGAUCAUUACUGCAUUAGAGUCAAUUGUAAAUGAGAAAGAUGGUCUUGGCUUGAAGGAGAUACCGGUGGAGGACAUGUCAUGGAGGAUCCCCUCAACAUCUCUGGUUGGUGUGCAUCAAAUAUAUGGCAGGGACCAAGACAGGGAGGCCAUAGUAAAACUGUUGUUAGAUGUUACCAAUGACGGUGGAAUAUCCGUGAUUCCUAUGGUCGGCAUGGGUGGAAUAGGAAAGACUACUUUGGCUCAGAUGGUUUACAAUGAUGACCGAGUGAAACAAAAAUUUGAUGUUAAGGCAUGGGUUUGUGAUGGGCAAGAAGAAUUUGAUGUUCUUAAGGCGACAAAGACGGUGAUGGAGAAAGUAACUUCUAGUUCUUGCAACUCAACUGAGCUAAACACAAUUCAGGAGAGUUCAAAGGAAGUCCUAGCAGGGAAGAAGUUGUUGGUUGUUUUGGACGACAUGUGGAGUAACAAUUAUGAUGCCUGGAUAAGUUUUCUAAAGCCUUUUAAAUCUAGUAACGGGGGUGUUAAGAUUCUUGUAACAACCCGUCUUGAUUCGAUUGCUGAUAUGGUGAAAACUAUUCCAACUUUCCGUUUGAGUUUGUUGGGUGAUGAUCACUGCUGGUCAGUGUUUGCAGAUCAUGCAUGUCUUAAUUCUGUUGAAUCCCAUAGCCGUUCUGCUUUAGAAGUAGUUGGUCGAAAAAUUGUCAAAAAGUGUAAUGGGUUAGCUUUGGCUGCUCAAACACUUGGAGGUUUAUUAAGAGCAAGAAAAGAAAUAGCAGAUUGGGAGUUUAUAUUGAGGAAUGAAAUUUGGGAACUUCCCAAAAAAGAUAGUGGGAUUCUUCCAGCAUUAAGAAUUAGUUAUCACUACCUCCCUUCCCACUUAAAACGUUGCUUUGUUUAUUGUUCUUUAUUCCCAAAAGACUAUGAAUUCAAAAGAGAUGAACUGGUGUUAUUGUGGAUGGCAGAAGGUCUUUUGCAGCAACCGAAGAGUGGCAGCACUUUAGAAGAAGUUGGUUCUAAAUAUUUUAAUGAUUUGGUUUCAAGAUCGUUUUUCCAACAUUCUAAAACCAAUGAAAAUUUAUUUGUGAUGCACGAUCUCAUGCAUGAUUUAGCAAUAUUCUACGGUGGAAAGUUCUUUUCUAGAAACUUUGAACUCAAAACUGCAGACAAGCAUGAUGCUUGUCCUCGUCAUCUUUCAUAUGGUCUUGUCAUCGAUGAUUCGUUAUUCUCAGAGAUCUCGGAAGUAUGUGAUUAUUUAAAAAAUGCAAGGACAUUGCUGAAUAUCAGUUUUGAAACAUGGGAGGAUUCCACAGAGGAAGUUGAUCUUUGUGGCUUAUUUGCACAGUUGAAGCGCUUAAGGGUUUUGUCAUUUAAAUUCUUUCCUCUUUCAUUGCUCGAUUCAAUAGGUGAUUUGAUCCAUUUGCGUUAUUUGGAUCUCUCUCAUUCACCUAUUGAGACAUUGCCAGAGUCAAUGUGCAAAUUUUAUAAUUUACAAACACUGAAGUUGAGUCAUUGUGCAAGACUAGAAAAGCUUCCAAUCAACAUGCAGGAUCUUGUAAAUUUGCUUCAUUUGGAUCUCUCUUAUUCGGCAAUUGGGGUAUUGCCCGAGUCAUUGAGCAAAUUGCAUAAUUUACAAACACUGAAGUUGACAGGGUGUGAAAGACUAGAAAAGCUUCGAACCAACAUGCAGGAUCUUGUAAAUUUACGUCAUUUGGAUCUCUCUCGUACGCCUAUUGUGGAAUUUCCCGAGUCAUUGAGCAAAUUGUAUAAUUUACAAAUAUUGAAGUUGCGCAGAUGUGGAGGACUCAAAAAGCUCCCAAGCAAGAUGCAAGAUCUUGUAAAUAUGCGCUAUCUGGAUAUUGAAGAUACUAAUUUAGAAGAGAUGCCAAAAGGGAUGAGCAAAUUAAAAGAUUUGCAGAUUCUGCAUUACUAUAUUGUUGGCGAGCAUGAAGAGAAUGGGAUAGGGGAAUUGGGAGAACUUGUAAAUCUUCAAGGGUCAUUUCAUAUUAAGCAACUAGAGAAUGCCGUUAAUAGCAGUGAAGCUUGGAAAGCAAGAAUGGUUGAUAAGAAACACAUCAAUAAUCUAUGGUUGGAGUGGACAUCAGCUGAAGAUGGUGAUAUUGUUGAUUCCGAAAUCGAAAAAGAUGUACUUGACAAAUUACGUCCUCACAAAGACUUGAAGAAGCUAUUCAUCUGGGAUUACAGAGGUACCAUGUUUCCGGAUUGGGUAGGGCAGUCUUCGUACCACAACAUAACUGUGUUGGUGCUGAGGGGAUGCAGGAAUUGUUGGGUGGUUCCAUCACUUGGACAGUUACCCUCUCUGGAGAGGCUAGUCAUUAAAGAGCUCGAGAAGGUGAAGAAGAUUGGUGGGUCAUUCUAUAAGGGUGAUGGAACUCAUCAGCAUCAGGAGACACCCUUCCGAUCCCUUAAAUAUCUGGCAUUCCGUGAUAUGCCUUGCUGGGAGGAAUGGGAGUCAUAUGAAUGUAAUGAUGAUGAUGAUGAUGCACCAUUUCCGAAACUUGAGGAGCUUAUAAUAGAGGACUGCCCUAAGUUAAGAGGAGAUUUGCCCACUUUCCUUCCAUCUUUGGAAGAACUCCACAUUAGAGGAUGCGAGGAGCUUGGUUGUUAUCUGCCAAGAGCUCCCAUCAUACGCCAAUUAAUAAUAGAUGGCAAACAGGAAGCAAGAAUGCGGGAGCUACCACUUUCCAUGUUGGAGAGACUAUGGGUUAAUGGAGAGCAGCAGGUGGAGUAUGUGUUUGAGGCCAUGACCCACACCCAACCAACCUCUCUCAUAGACCUAAGGAUCUCAGAGUGCUCAUCAGCUAUAUCAUUUCCAGGGGAUUCUUUGCCCCCUUCGUUGAAAGAGUUGCGCCUAUACGAUUGCAAGAAUGUAGAAUUCCCAAUGCAACACCAACAACAUUACUCACUAACGAGUCUUACAAUAGACAACAGCUGUGAUUCGCUUACAUCCUUCGCAUUGCCAGCGUUUCCAAAUCUGAAGUUUCUCACAAUUUCAGAGUGCCCUAAGCUGGAGAAGAUAAUAAGGGUGCCUGGCUCUUUAAGGGAACUCAGAAUCAGAGAAUGUGGGUUGUUGGGUGAAGGCAUAGAGAGGAAGGACCCCCACAUUUGGCCAUCCAUUUCCCACAUCCCUCAAAUUUAUGUUGACGGCACAAAGAUCCUCAAUGACUCAACAUCUUAAAACAGAUGAUCUUAAAAGUUUUCUAUGUACUAAUUCUUUGCUGGUUGAGUACAUGGACAAGGAGCUAUGUAUAUACUUGAACUUUGUUGUCUCAGGCAGCAACUUCAAGCUAGAGUGGUAUAAUCCUGCACUGCAUUACUCUUGUGACUAUUUUCUUGUACAAUAUACUUUCUCAUGCACCUUUUUAUAACCAUUGUGAAUAAGGGUUUUGCUUUUGCUACAUUGAAGUAUGUACAAGACAAUCAUCAUGCCCAUGGUACAGCCUAUUUUACUGUGAUCAUAAUAAAAAAAGCACAAGCAUUAAAUUUAUCUCGUGUCUUUUUUCCAAUUUUCCACAAAAUUCUUAGAUUGUUGCUUUUUUACCUUUUUUUUACCCUACUUGAGAGCAUGUUAAAACUUGGUUAUUUGGAGCAAAUAAUGUUGAAAGCAAGGUUGAGUGGCUGGUAUGGUGAUCUCAAAACAGUAUUCCUCUAAAGGAACAAAUGAAUUCUGAGGCAUGUCUUUUGAGUAAGUUUUGAAUAGUAUUAUGUGGCUAUUACUGUUAGGGGAUUUUGGCCAUAAUGCUAUAUAUAAACUACAUACAACAUAGAAUGUUUAUUAG
Arachis ipaensis is the source of this 4345-nucleotide messenger RNA. Lineage: Eukaryota; Viridiplantae; Streptophyta; Magnoliopsida; Fabales; Fabaceae. The record is from RefSeq and is a predicted model, not a curated record.